AUGGGAUACGGUCGAAUAAUCGUCUUGUUUGAGAGGCACAACCCGGGGUUGGUCCUCGUGCUGCUGGGAUACAACCCGCUCUCCAAGGCCCACGCCCGAGACCUUCUAAGAAGCUUCUCCCAGGCGCUCGCUACAGUCACAGGGGUUACAAUCACACCCCACUCCUCCGCUAAGGCUCUGAGCGGCCAGGGAGGAUGGGAGGGGCGGGUGACGGAGGAGGGGCGGGUGAUGCUGGGGGAGGCGCUUGCUGGGCUGGCGAGUGGGGUUCGAGGCGUGGUGGGAUCGUCCAUGGCUUGUGUGAAGAGGUACCCUGAUGGGCCCCAGGCGUAUCUCGUGAAUCCCGAUGGGGACUGCCCAAUCCCCUUGGAUGAUGACGAUGAGGAGGAGGAGGAGACGGAGGAGGAGCGGAAGGAGAGGAGGAAGAAGGAGCGGGCGAGGCGGAAGGAGGCGAGGGAGCGGAGGGAGAAGAUGGUUGCUGAGAGGCAGAAGCAUCGGAAGCAGAAGCAGGAGAGUCAUGUCGGCAGUGACUUUGUGGCGGCUGCUGCGGCCCGAGCCAGAGUUGCUGCUUCGGCACCCGGAGCUCAUAGUGAGGGGGCAGGAUCGGGGUCGCUCUCCAACACGUCUCCUCAUCACCAGCACCACCAGCAACUCUCUCAGCAGCAGCAGCAGCAGCAGAAGAAGCAGCAGCUGCAGCCGCAGCCACAGCAGCAGCAGCAGCAGCAGCAACUCCAGCAGCAGCAGCAGCAGCAGCAGCAGCAGCAGCAGCAGCAGCAGCAGCAGCAGCAGCAGCAGCAGCAGCAGCAGCAACAGCAGCAGCAGGAGUCACAGAAGCAGCAGCGCAAGCAGCAGCCCAAGGAGGAGAAGAAGAAGGGCCGGCAGAGCAACGUGGGAAGCAGCCUUGUCUUUGCGGCAGCAGCCGCAGCCCGCCAGAAAGCCGAAGCAGCAGGGGCGUCAGGGCGGCAUCUGGGCAUGCCGCACGUGGGCAGCACGGGCGGCACAGGCACAGGUACAGGGACCCCGCAUAGCUACCACAGCGGCCCUGCCAGUGGGAUGAACAGCGGCAUGAACAGCGGGUUUGGCAGCGGGGCUGGUAGCAGCGGCAGCAGCACCCCUGUGAGUAGCCGAGGGGCGGAGGAGGAGCAGGAGGUGGGGCUGAUGCAGAGCGGGCUGAGUGGGCAGAGUGGGCAGACUGGGCAGGGUGGGCAGAGCAGGCUGCAACCUAGGGAUGGGCAAGGAGAUGAGAAACGGGCUUACUAUCUCUCUAUCCAGGGCAGCAGCGCUGUUGCUAGUGCUGGUGCGGGUGCCCCUGCUGGUGCUUCUGCUUCUGGUGGUGAUGGUGAUGGUAUUACUGGUGCUGAUUCUGGUCUCGAUGCUGCCACUGGUGCUGGGUUGGGUGAAGGUGGUAGUGGUAGUGGCAGUGGCAGUGGCAGACGGGAGGAGGAGAAGCAGCUUGAGUCGCAGUCGUCAGGUGGGGCUCAGGGCAAGGGCAAGGGGCUGCUGUUUGGAAUCAGCAAGUCUCUAGGAGGUGCCAAGAGCAAGGAAGGCAAGGAGAAGAAGAAGGAGAAGGAGGAGAAGGAGAGGGAGAAGGAGAGGAGGAGGAAGGAGAAGGGAGAGAAGGAGAGUACUGUGGGGAGCAGCUUCGUGGCAUCUGCAGCAGCCAGAGCUGCAGCUGCUGCUGCCACCAAGGAGCAACUGGGCGCUGCUGCUGGGUCUAAUGGGGGAGUGGGCGGUGCAGGACGGUUGGGAGCGGUGGGAGGGUCCAUGGGGAGGAUGAGUGGGGGGGGGAGUGUGCAGGGUAGUGUUGAUGGUGGUGGUGGUGCUGGUGGUGAUGCUGGUGGUAGCAACAGGAACAGCACAGGGGUUCGAAGCAACAGGAGCAGCAGCAGCAGCCUGCAGCAGCAGGAGCAGCAGCAAUACCAGCAGCAGUAUCAGUACCAGCAGCAGUAUCAGAAUCAGCAGCAGCAGCAGCAGCAGCAGCAGCAGCAGCAGGAGGGUGACGGGGAUUCAGUGAGCGAGCGAGAGUCAAUGUCAGAGCGAGGGGGGGAUGCUGAGGAUACCGAGGGGGAGAGUAUCGACGGGGAGAGUGUGGAAGGAGAGAGCAUCGAAGGGGACCGUGGGGACGGAAGCACCAGUGGUGGUGGUGGAGGGAAGAAGGGGAAGAAGAAGGGGACGAAGAAAGCCGGCCUGCGGGGCUGGCUGACCAAGAAGCUGCAUGCGUCCUCCUCUCUGCCGCCCGCCAGCCCGGAACGAGGGGCAUUGCCCGCCGCCCUGUCAUCUCCCGGCCGCCCGGGGGAGAGCCCCAGCCGCCUGCGUGACAGCCCUGGCCGCCCACUUGACAGUCCCAGCCGCCCGUUUGAAAGUCCCGGCGCCUCACCCAGUCACGGUGGGGUUGGCCUGUCGCAUAACCGUGGGGGUUCCUGGGAGGCCGGGCUUGGAGGUUCUGGGGGCGCUGGGGGCAGUGGUCGUGGCGGUGAGGGGGUUGGUGAAGGGUGA
This is a messenger RNA of Closterium sp. NIES-65, 2493 nucleotides long. The record is from the annotation of a GenBank genome assembly. NCBI's taxonomy places the organism in Eukaryota, Viridiplantae, Streptophyta, Zygnematophyceae, Desmidiales, Closteriaceae.